AUGGGAUCGCAGCCCCCUGCACCUCCUGCAGCCUCGCACCUCCUGCAGCCUACCACCUCCUACAGCCCCCCACCUCCUACAGCCUCCCACCUCCUACAGCCUCCCACCUCCUGCAGCCUCCCACCUCCUACAGCCUCCCACCUCCUACAGCCUCCCACCUCCUACAGCCUCCCACCUCCUACAGCCUCCCACCUCCUGCAGCCUCCCACCUCCUACAGCCUCCCACCUCCUACAGCCUCCCACCUCAUACAGCCUCCCACCUCCUGCAGCCUCCCACCUCCUGCAGCCUCCCACCUCCUGCAGCCUCUCACCUCCUACAGCCUACCACCUCCCACCUCCUGCAGCCUCCCACCUGCUACAGCCCUCCCACCUCCUACAGCCUCCCACCUCCUGCAGCCUCCCACCUCCUACAGCCUCCCACCUCCUGCAGCCUCCCACUUCCUACAGCCUCCCACCUCCUACAGCCUACCACCUCCCACCUCCUGCAGCCUCCCACCUCGAACAGCCUCCUACAGCCUCCCACCUCCUGCAGCCUCCCACCUCCUACAGCCUCCCACCUCCUACAGCCUCCCACCUCCUGCAGCCUCCCACCUCCUACAGCCUCCCACCUCCUACAGCCUCCCACCUCAUACAGCCUCCCACCUCCUGCAGCCUCCCACCUCCUGCAGCCUCCCACCUCCUGCAGCCUCCCACCUCCUACAGCCUACCACCUCCCACCUCCUGCAGCCUCCCACCUGCUACAGCCUCCCACCUCCUACAGCCUCCCACCUCCUACAGCCUCCCACCUCCUACAGCCUCCCACCUCCUGCAGCCUCCCACCUCCUACAGCCUACCACCUCCCACCUCCUGCAGCCUCCCACCUGCUACAGCCUCCCACCUCCUACAGCCUCCCACCUCCUACAGCCUCCCACCUCCUACAGCCUCCCACCUCCUGCAGCCUCCCACCUCCUGCAGCCUCCCACCUCCUACAGCCUCCCACCUCCUGCAGCCUCCCACUUCCUACAGCCUCCCACCUCCUACAGCCUACCACCUCCCACCUCCUGCAGCCUCCCACCUCGAACAGCCUCCUACAGCCUCCCACCUCCUGCAGCCUCCCACUUCCUACAGCCUCCCACCUCCUACAGCCUACCACCUCCCACCUCCUGCAGCCUCCCACCUCGAACAGCCUCCUACAGCCUCCCACCUCCUACAGCCUACCACCUCCCACUUCCUACAGCCUCCCACCUCCUACAGCCUACCACCUCCCACCUCCUGCAGCCUCCCACCUCGAACAGCCUCCUGCAGCCUCCCACCUCCUGCAGCCUCCCUCAGACCUCAGACCCUCAGACCUCAGACCCUCAGACCUCAGACCUCAGACCCUCAGACCCUCAGACCCUCAGACCUCAGACCCUCAGACCCUCAAGACCCUCAGACCUCAGACCUCAGACCCUCAGACCCUCAGACCCUCAGACCUCAGACCCUCAGACCUCAGACCCUCAGACCUCAGACCUCAGACCCUCAGACCUCAGACCCUCAGACCUCAGACCCUCAGACCUCAGACCUCAGACCCUCAGACCCUCAGACCCUCAGACCCUCAGACCCUCAGACCCUCAGACCCUCAGACCUCAGACCUCAGACCCUCAGACCCUCAGACCCUCAGACCUCAGACCCUCAGACCUCAGACCCUCAGACCUCAGACCCUCAGACCCUCAGACCUCAGACCCUCAGACCCUCAGACCUCAGACCCUCAGACCCUCAGACCUCAGACCCUCAGACCCUCAGACCUCAGACCCUCAGACCCUCAGACCUCAGACCUCAGACCCUCAGACCUCAGACCCUCAGACCUCAGACCCUCAGACCUCAGACCCUCAGACCCUCAGACCUCAGACCCUCAGACCUCAGACCCUCAGACCUCAGACCUCAGACCCUCAGACCCUCAGACCUCAGACCCUCAGACCUCAGACCCUCAGACCUCAGACCUCAGACCCCCUCAGACCCUCAGACCUCAGACCCUCAGACCUCAGACCCUCAGACCUCAGACCUCAGACCCUCAGACCCUCAGACCUCAGACCCUCAGACCCUCAGACCCUCAGACCUCAGACCCUCAGACCCUCAGACCCUCAGACCUCAGACCCUCAGACCUCAGACCCUCAGACCUCAGACCUCAGACCCUCAGACCCUCAGACCUCAGACCCUCAGACCUCAGACCUCAGACCCUCAGACCCUCAGACCUCAGACCCCUCAGACCCUCAGACCCCAGACCUCAGACCCUCAGACCCUCCCUCAGACCCUCAGACCUCAGACCCUCAGACCCUCAGACCUCAGACCAGACCCUCAGACCCUCAGACCUCAGACCCUCAGACCUCAGACCCUCAGACCCUCAGACCUCAGACCCUCAGACCUCAGACCCUCAGACCUCAGACCCUCAGACCUCAGACCCUCAGACCUCAGACCUCAGACCCUCAGACCCUCAGACCUCAGACCCUCAGACCUCAGACCCUCAGAACCACUUUCCACAUUGUAGAGCUCUUCAUCCAUCGCGACUGCCACACAGACUGCCACACCGACUGCCACACAGACUGCCACACCGACUGCCACACCGACUGCCACACCGACUGCCACACCGACUGCCACACAGGCUGCCACACCAACUGCCACACCGACUGCCACACCGACUGCCACACCGACUGCCACACAGACUGCCACACAGACUGCCACACCGACUGCCACACCGACUGCCACAGAGACUGCCACACCGACUGCCACACAGACUGCCACAGAGACUGCCACACAGACUGCCACAGAGACUGCCACACCGACUGCCACACAGACUGCCACACCGACUGCCACACCGACUAUCACCCGCAAGACGCAGGUUGGAGGCACCGCCGCAGCCUCCUCCUCUGGCCUGGGCACAGAUUACUUUUUGGAAACAUGACACUGCAAAUACCUGGCUUGCCUCUCCACAGACCUGGCCUGCCUCUCCACAGACUCUCCACAGACCUGGCCUGCCUCUCCACAGACCUGGCUUGUCUCUCCACAGACCUGGCCUGCCUCUCCACAGACCUGGCUUGUCUCUCCACAGACCUGGCUUGCCUCUCCACAGACCUGGCUUGCCUCUCCACAGACCUGGCUUGUCUCUCCACAGACCUGGCUUGCCUCUCCACAGACCUGGCUUGUCUCUCCACAGACCUGCCUUGCCUCUCCACAGACCUGGCUUGCCUCUCCACAGACCUGGCUUGUCUCUCCACAGACCUGGCUUGCCUCUCCACAGACCUGGCUUGCCUCUCCACAGACCUGGCUUGUCUCUCCACAGACCUGGCUUGCCUCUCCACAGACCUGGCUUGUCUCUUCACAGACCUGGCUUGCCUCUCCACAGACCUGGCUUGUCUCUUCACAGACCUGGCUUGCCUCUCCACAGACCUGGCUUGUCUCUUCACAGACCUGGCUUGCCUCUCCACAGACCUGGCUUGCCUCUCCACAGACCUGGCCUGCCUCUCCACAGACCUGGCCUGCCUCUCCACAGACCUGGCCUGCCUCUCCACAGACCUGGCCUGCCUCUCCACAGACCUGGCCUGCCUCUCCACAGACCUGGCUUGCCUCUCCACAGACCUGGCUUGCCUCUCCACAGACCUGGCCUGCCUCUCCACAGACCUGGCUUACCUGGCCUGCCUCUCCACAGACCUGGCUUGUCUCUCCACAGACCUGGCUUGCCUCUCCACAGACCUGGCCUGCCUCUCCACAGACCUGGCCUGCCUCUCCACAGACCUGGCUUGCCUCUCCACAGACCUGGCUUGUCUCUCCACAGACCUGGCUUGCCUCUCCACAGACCUGGCUUGUCUCUCCACAGACCUGGCUUGUCUCUCCACAGACCUGGCUUGUCUCUCCACAGACCUGGCUUGCCUCUCCACAGACCUGGCUUGCCUCUCCACAGACCUGGCUUGUCUCUCCACAGACCUGCCUUGCCUCUCCACAGACCUGGCUUGCCUCUCCACAGACCUGGCUUGCCUCUCCACAGACCUGGCUUGCCUCUCCACAGACCUGGCUUGCCUCUCCACAGACCUGGCUUGCCUCUCCACAGACCUGGCCUGCCUCUCCACAGACCUGGCUUGCCUCUCCACAGACCUGGCUUGUCUCUCCACAGACCUGGCCUGUCUCUCCACAGACCUGGCCUGUCUCUCCACAGACCUGGCUUGCCUCUCCACAGACCUGGCUUGCCUCUCCACAGACCUGGCUUGUCUCUCCACAGACCUGGCUUGCCUCUCCACAGACCUGGCUUGUCUCUCCACAGACCUGGCUUGCCUCUCCACAGACCUGGCCUGCCUCUCCACAGACCUGGCCUGCCUCUCCACAGACCUGGCUUGCCUCUCCACAGACCUGGCUUGUCUCUCCACAGACCUGGCUUGUCUCUCCACAGACCUGGCUUGCCUCUCCACAGACCUGGCUUGCCUCUCCACAGACCUGGCCUGCCUCUCCACAGACCUGGCCUGCCUCUCCACAGACCUGGCUUGCCUCUCCACAGACCUGGCUUGUCUCUCCACAGACCUGGCUUGCCUCUCCACAGACCUGGCUUGUCUCUCCACAGACCUGGCUUGCCUCUCCACAGACCUGGCUUGUCUCUCCACAGACCUGGCUUGCCUCUCCACAGACCUGGCCUGCCUCUCCACAGACCUGACCUGCCUCUCCACAGACCUGGCUUGCCAGAACCAGAACCAGAACCAGAAUCCUUUUAUUGCCAUCCCUCUGGCCCCCUCAGUGCAGCCCUCUGUGCAGCCCUUUGGCCCCCUCUGGCCCCCUCUGUGCAGCCCUCAGUGCAGCCCUUUGGCCCCGCUCUGGCCCCCUCUGUGCAGCCCUCUGGCCCCCUCAGUGCAGCCCUCUGGCCCCCUCUGUGCAGCCCUCUGGCCCCCUCAGUGCAGCCCUCUGGCCCCCUCUGUGCAGCCCUCUGGCCCCCUCUGGCCCCCUCUGUGCAGCCCUCUGGCCCCCUCUGUGCAGCCCUCUGGCCCCCUCAGUGCAGCCCUCUGGCCCCCUCAGUGCAGCCCUCUGGCCCCCUUCCAGAGCAGAAUGAAUGUGUCCCCAGAGCUGAGGGCCACGCUCUGCUGCAGCUGA
Messenger RNA from Knipowitschia caucasica, 5085 nucleotides. Lineage: Eukaryota; Metazoa; Chordata; Actinopteri; Gobiiformes; Gobiidae. The record is from the annotation of a GenBank genome assembly.